AAAGAAAAUAAAGAAUGAGGAACAGUGAAUGGGUGAAGACCUUGGAAAGAAAAUUAUCAUCCAUGAAUAUAGACGAAGGAGAAAUACAAGAAAUGCUAGGAUGGGAGAUUGCGGAUCAAGGUCCAACCAUCUUUAAAGUCUCGGAAAUUUUACGAGAUGUCCAACCUAACGCCUACGAGCCGACAAUCGUUUCACUCGGACCUUACCACCACGAUAAGCCUCAGCUUAAAGCCAUGAACAAGUUCAAGUGGUUUUUGCUCAAGACAUGGGGAGACAGCGGGAGAUGCUUGAGGGACAGUGCGAGAGUCAUCGAAGAGAACGAGACCGAAGCGCGGAAUGCUUACUCAGUGCAACCGAUCAACAUGGUUGGAAAUCAGUUCGCCGAAUUGAUGUUGCUGGACUGCGUGUUUGUCAUUAUGAUUUUGUGGUUUUGGAAGAAAAAAAAAAGUGGAUUCCAAUUGAUGGAAAACAAGAUCUUUAAGAGGUCGUGGAUGAUAGUGGCAAGAGACAUGUUGCUGUUGGAGAAUCAAUUGCCCUUCUUUUUGCUCGAGACUUUGUUUCACAUAAAAUUCCCUUACAGACAAGGUAAGCUGAAAAAAUGGAUGGUUCGAUUCUUCAGUGGGUUUGUGAGUAAUAACAUAUCGCUAGUAUCUGUAUCUCACGAUGCAAGAAUUCACCACAUUCUCCAUCUUUUUUAUCUAUGCAUCAAGCCACCAGAAGCAAGUGGCGAUAUUGUUCCUCAACCCAAUAAUAUUGAUGAUCUAAGGUCGCUUUCGAGUGUGACUCGACUGGAGGAGACAGGUAUCAAAUUCAGGAGGAAGCAGAGGGCGACAUGUUUGUUGGGGAUCACCUUCAAGAAAGGGGUUCUGGAGAUCCCUCAAUUUGAGGUCGACGACAACACCAACAUUCUUUUCAGGAAUCUCAUCGCGUUCGAGCAGUGCUACAAUAGGAACUCCGCCAUCGUCGACGGCUCCUUCGCGGCCUACGCUUCGUACAUGUCUUGCAUGAUUAGCACGGCUGCAGACGUCGAAAUACUCCAGCAAAAUAAGAUCAUCAUCAGAGGGAUUGGCAACAACAAACAAGUCGCUGAUUUCUUCAAUAAGCUUUGCAAGGAGGUGGUGGUCAACCACGGCAAAUGCUACGUUUCACAAAUCUUUAAGGAGGUCAACAAGUACAGUAGAGCCGAACGGAAUAGAUGGUGGGCGGAUCUAAAUCGCAGAUACUUUCAUAGUCCUUGGUCAGUGAUCUCAGUUAUUGCAGCUAUUUCGCUGUUUGCCAUUACUUUUACCCAACUUAUUUUCACUAUGCUAAAUUACUUUCAUGCUCAUAAACGUCGAUGUUGAGCUUAUAUAAAAUCAAAUUGUAACUUCGU
Molecule: messenger RNA, 1372 nt
Organism: Zingiber officinale
Lineage: Eukaryota; Viridiplantae; Streptophyta; Magnoliopsida; Zingiberales; Zingiberaceae
Product: UPF0481 protein At3g47200-like
Exons: 1
Coding region: 15-1343 (442 amino acids)
Source: RefSeq, a predicted model, not a curated record